AUGAAAAAUAUAAAAAAAUAUUACUUCAUUAUAUAUAUUUUAACGCACAUAUUUCAUGUUAGUCUUUUAAAUAGUAUUAAUGUUGGAAGAAAUAAAAACUACAUAAAAAAAGAGAAAGAUAAUAUUAUUUUAAAAAAAAAUGAAAAUCUAAUAAGUCUAGAAGAAAAUGAAAAUAUUUUAUGCAUUAAUAAAUUGUGCAAAAAUAAAGAAAAUACUUCUUUUGUUAAUAUAGAAGUAAUAAAUAAUAAUUCAAAAAAAGUUGCACAGCAUUCAAAAGAUGUUUUUAAUUCUCUAGAAAAAAUGCUAUCAAAAAGUGCUUUAAAAGAUAACGAUGAUAAAUUUGAUAAAAAAAACGAUGAAGAAAAUUAUAAUAAAGAAGAUGACGAAGAUGAAGAGAAAGAUAGAAAAAAAGAUGAUGACGAUAUUUUCGAUUUCAAUGAUAAUAAUGAUGAAGAAAAUAAUAAUGAUGAAAGUUAUAGUAACAAUGAUGAUGGAAACAUAGAUGGAGAUACUAAGUUAGAUGAAGACAAGAAAAAAAGAAAACUUAAAAUGGAAACAGAAGAAAAAAUCAAGAAAAAAAAAGAAAAUCAUAAAAAAAAGAAAUAUAAAAAGUAUAAUUUUACUAAUGAAGAAAAAAUGGAAAGGAAAAAUAAAAUAAAAGAUACUAAUAAUAUAUUCCAUAAUAAAAUACACGAAAACAAUGAAGACAGUCAAAUAAAUAAUGAAAAUGAAAAUAAUAAAAAUAUAAUGUAUAAUGAUCCAACUGUAUUUCCAGGAUUGUAUUUUGUCGGUAUUGGUUAUGAUUUACUGUUUGGUAAUCCUUUAGGAGAAAUUGAUUCUUUAACCGAUCCUGGAUAUAGAGCUCAAAUUUAUAUAAUGGAAUGGGAAUUAAGUGAUGAAGGAAUUGCAAAUGAUUUGGUUACUCUUCAACCGUUAAAUGGAUGGAUAAGAAAAGAAAGUGCAUGUAGUAGAGUAGAAUCGAUUAAUGAAUGUUCUAGCAUUUCAGAUUAUACUAAAACUUUAUCAGUAGAAGCAAAAGUGGAGGGUGGAUAUAUAGGUUUAGCAUCAUUUUCUGCAUCUGCUGGUUAUAAACGUUUUGUUAAUGAAAUUUCUAAAAGAUCAAAAAAAACAUAUUUUAUUAAAUCUAAUUGCAUAAAAUAUACAGUAGGAUUGCCACCUUAUGUUGAAUGGAAAACAACUACAGCAUUUAGUAAUGCAUUGAAUGGUCUUCCAUCUCAUUUUACAGGAUUGGAUAAGGAUAGUGAAUGUAGUUCAGGUGUUUAUGAAGAAAAAAAAUCUGACAAAGCUUGUGAAAAUGUAAAUUUUUGGAUGGAAUUUUUUAAAGUAUAUGGUACUCAUAUUAUUACCGAAGCCCAAUUAGGUGGUAAAAUAACAAAAAUUAUAGAUGUAUCGAACUCAUCUAUAUCAAAAAUGAAAAAAGAGGGUGUCAGUGUAAAAACAGAGAUUCGUGCUCAAUUUGGUUUUUCUAAUUCAGGAGGAUCAGUAAGCGCAGAUUUAAAUAAUUCUUCCAAAAAUAAUAAUGAAAAUUACAACAUGAAAGAAACAUUAAUUGUAAUGGGAGGAAAUCCAAUUAAGGAUGUUACAAAAGAAGAAAAUUUAUAUGAAUGGUCCAAAACAGUUUCUACCAAUCCAAUGCCUAUAAAUAUUAAAUUAACACCAAUGUCUAAUAUCUUCGAAACGGACGAGUUAAAAAAUUCCUAUGAAAAAGCUAUAAUUUAUUAUUCUAGAGUAUUUGGACACUCAGCUCAUGAUACUAUGCAAAAAGAAGAUAAGGAUAUUAUUACAAUAUUAACUAAUUCAACAACAAUUACUAAGACUUCUCCCCCUCCUAUAAGUGCAGAAUGCCCACAUAAUGAAGUGGUUUUAUUUGGCUUUUCUUUAAAACAAAACUUCUGGAAUAAUACUAAAAAUUUAAAAGGUUACGACAUUGAAAUAUGUGAACCUGGAUCUAGUAGUUGUACAUCGAAACAAGGACAUUCAAGAAAGUAUGAUUCUGCUUAUCUUUAUAUGGAAUGUGGAGCACAACCUUUGCCAUUUUCUGAGCAAGUAGUAAGUGAAAGUAUUUCAACUUUUAAUAGUGCAAAAUGUCCAAAUGAUUAUUCUAUAAUAUUUGGAUUUGGUUUAUCAUCAUCAUCAAGUAGAAGUAACGCUGCUGAAUAUAUUUAUGCUACUCCUUGUAGACCAGGAUUGAAGGAAUGUUCCCUUAAUAUGAGUUCUUCAAAUGAAAAAAGUUAUAUUUAUCUUGUUUGUGUCGACACAACAAUAUGGUCUGGUGUAAAUGACUUAUCUCUUGUUGCUUUAGAUAACUUUCAUGGUUCUGUUGAUCGGAGUCAACCUUUUAAUGAUGGAAAAUUAAUUGGUGAGUGUCCUUCCAAUGGUACAAUUCUCUCUGGUUUUAAAGCUGAAUUUCAUUCUUCUAAUCCAUUUGUAAAAGCACCAUUUGAUAAAUGUGCCAAAAGCUUAAGAGCUUGUUCUGUUCAUGGUUGUGGAAAAGGAAUUGGGUUACAAAAUUACAGAUCAUUAUUUAUGGUAUUACUUUGUAGAAAUACUGAAUAA
Molecule: messenger RNA, 2577 nt
Organism: Plasmodium gallinaceum
Lineage: Eukaryota; Apicomplexa; Aconoidasida; Haemosporida; Plasmodiidae
Product: sporozoite micronemal protein essential for cell traversal, putative
Exons: 8
Coding region: 1-2577 (858 amino acids)
Cellular component (GO): membrane
Molecular function (GO): wide pore channel activity
Source: RefSeq, a predicted model, not a curated record